GUACGAAAAAGGGAUCGACCGAGAUUGGUCAAUCAUAGUCAAAUUUCGGUGCGUUUCGGAAGAACGUUGGUACUGUAUAAUUUACUGUGAGGAACGGCUUGUGCGCCCCGAAGCCAAGUGCAGAAAUCGAAAAUCACUGUGAAGAAAGUUCAAUUACACCUGGAAAGUGAAAAUUAUACGUUCUUACGGUACUGCCAAGUGUGGAGCCCCAGUGCUGUUGGCCAAAGGCUAAUGACUUUCCUCUGAUCCAGUCCGGUCCGGGGAAAAAGAGGAAAUUUCUCGUUGCAUUUGUUUUGUGUGAACCCGCGAGGGAGAAAGAUAGGGAGGGAAACUGAAGAAGGGAAGAACGGUCCCCGAUCUUUCUUUUCACCAGCAUCCCAGGUGCUGCAAAACAACAACGUCAGCAGAAGUGUAAGCGUACGGAGCGAGCUCCAAGCCGGACUAACGAGGAGACUGGAGAAGCACAGGCGCGAGCGCAUUCCAAGGCGCACAUCUACACAACACAUCAGAGAGAAGUGGACGUGAAGUGGAGGGAAAAAUAACGCGAUGAAGCACAAAUCCAUCCUGCUGCUAUGCCUGCUGGUGGGUCCCGUACUGGCCAGGCCAAACUCGGAACCAAUCUUCUACCGUUCCAAUAGCAAUCCGCUAGAGGUGACGGAGGAACUGAUUCCAACGACGAACGCUCUACCAUUGGUCGCGUCCGGUGACAGCGCGGAUCAUCAGACAUCGACCGGUGCAAGUAGUGACAACGACGCUAACCCAGCGGCGCCAACGGUGGCACCUGGAACUACUACUACCACAACCACGACAACUCCAGCCCCAUCGACGCUGGCUCAGGAUCACAUUAGCAGCCCUUUGUUCAGACGGCCGGAGAGUCCCCUGAAGACGAAGAUUGGAACUUCGGGUUACGUGGUAUCGACCAGUACUAAGAUUCUGACCAGCGCUGGUUUGCACCAUACGACGAAGGGAGCCGCUGGUGAGGCCAAAGCCAAUGACCAGAUUAUCACGUACGAUAACUUUGCCAACCAUGCCGGUGUUGCCGAACCACUACCUGAGGAAGAAUAUCACAAGGAGCUCACCAAGGCAGCCGAUAGAGUUCGCAUUAGGUUACAACCGUCGACGACAACUCCUAGGGAAGGUUUGUCCACGUGGGUCCUCCUCAGUGAAAGUAUUUCACCGACGUCUACCGAAUCGAAGAAGGAGAUUGUCAACACAACCAAACGACCAUUCACUACUACGACUAGACGUCCGGCGACUACCAGCGCUCGGAAAUCCAUGACUACAGCUCGACGACGAACGACUACCAAUACCCGUGCUUCAACCGUAACGGAAGAGAAGAAGGAGAAGAUAAACAAAUUCAUGACCAGAAUUAAGGUUGCAGAUGGACCAAAACCAAAACUAGAAGACAGUUCUGUCACGAUCACCAAGAAACCGAGGAAACCUCUCUCUCCGACAACUAGCAAAACAACGACGACUACGGCAGCCCCGACUACGACGACAACUGAGCUGACCAUGACCGAGACCCUGCUAGGUACUACUGCCUCUUAUGACCUGACUUCGGACGAUAAUGACGUUGAGACAGCGACUUUCCUUAUUUUGGAACCAAAGGAUUCCAUGUUCGAUCUACCAGAAGAUCGUUCACCAUCUAAGGUAACUAAGAAGAAGCCUACCCGUAAGCCGACCGCUGCGGCUACGAAGAAGAAGCCCGCUAACAAAAAGAAGAAACCUGAAGAGAAGGAUGCCGGUCUUAAACCGAGCGUGAAGAAACCACCGGUAAAGAGCCAGCCAAUGACUGCUCAGAUCAUGAACUAUCUGUCCCGCGAAGUCAUGCCAACGGUUGGAGUAGGCUUGGUAGGAUUGGUUCUCACAGCAGGCUUGGCAUCCUUCUUUCUUGGCAGUCCAUUGACGGCUGCGCUGAGACGUUCGGAUCAAGCUACUAACCGCAAAGAUGAUAUCUACUACUCGAACUACGAGGACUAUGCCACCUCCGACGGCCAGAAUGAAGAGGAAGUGUUCGGUAAACUGAUCGCCGGAAUGCCGGAUCGUUCGUACUACCGCAACACUCUGCGUCGUCGAGUUAGUCAACCUGCCCGAACCGGUCACCAGUAUGGCAAUUACCACGUUCAGAGCUACUCCGUCAACAAGUAUCCCCAAAUCAGCUAUCGCAAUCGUCCGGCUUAUCCAGGCACUCCGGAAAUGUACGCCAACUACAACCGUCAAGGGCAAGCGAAAUCCCAUAACGAAUUUUACUACAACACCCCACCCAGUUUCUACACCAAACAAAGCUCACCUGUCUACCCGGAAAGUACAACCGCUUCGACCACUACUACUACUCACGUCCCACUGACCAGCUCCGAACCAGUUUCCGAAGAAAUGACCGAAGAUUUGUCCGAACAGGAUCACGAACUACUCCCCAACCCGGCGGCCUACACUGCUGAACACAGUCCGGAACAUCAUGCCCAGUACGUGGUCGGAAGUGUGUACCACCAGGACAACAGCAUGCUCGAUAUCAUCACUUCUGCACCUGUCCCAGAGCACGGACCUCGUCGGCGAAAGCGAGAUGCUGCCGUAGCAAGCGAGGAAAAUGAAAUCGAUAACGAAAUUGACAACGAAAUCUCAGUAAACGAUGAAAAAAAGCCAGACGUCAUUUCCACGACAACCAGCACAAGCUCACCUUUAACAACAACAGAAGCAGUAGGCAUUGACACUUUCGAUCCUACCACCGAGGGCGAGAAGGGAGAAACGGGAUCCACUCCGGCGAAUGAACGUCCAAUCAGCUGGUCCGAGUUGAUCCGUGACACGGUGGAGAUGAAACUGGUCGUUGGCAUCAAUCUGUUGCAGCACGUGACGAGUCAGUUUCAGAGAUAUCUGAACGGUAUGCAGCAUCGCGUCGAGGAACACUUCAACCACACCGUGGUGCAGCAGUGAAGGGCAGUUCGAAUACCGGACCCCCCAUCCAUUUUUAGUUUAUGGCAUUUAAAACUCACCCAAUAAUACUCUUCGUUUGAGAAAGAGUCACAAUUGAAUGCGUGUUUAACUUGCGAGUACGAGUUUGAGGAUUAAAUUCUCGUUGUUCAUCGGUGGGAAAUAGAAUUGAGAAAUGUAUCUUCAUUUAUUUUA
Molecule: messenger RNA, 3120 nt
Organism: Ochlerotatus camptorhynchus
Lineage: Eukaryota; Metazoa; Arthropoda; Insecta; Diptera; Culicidae
Product: mucin-2-like
Exons: 3
Coding region: 547-2928 (793 amino acids)
Source: RefSeq, a predicted model, not a curated record